GGGGGACGCCGUCAGCCUUCUGCACCCGUCGGCGAUCCUGCUUUUGCUACGACACCCCCCCUUCGCCCCACUUAACUUUCUCUUUUUUUCGGAAAGCAUCUCUCAACUUUUUUGUGGGGGAUGAUUUAAAGACAACGCCGCUUGAGAAUCGUCGCUUCUCGGAAAAGGAAUUGCUUCCUAUAUUGUUAUUAAUAAUCAAGGGGGGGGGAAGAGAAUUUAUUUAUUUUUUUAAAGGGAUUCCGUACAGUUCGGGCUGUUAGGUUUUUUUUGUGUGUGUGGUUUUUUUUCGGGUGGGGGGGAAGGAACCAUCCCCCCCCCCUCCCCGUACUGUGGUCAGUUGCUUCAUCGGAUCUUCAACUGUCUCUGGCACUUCUGCACCGGUGGAAUGGAUCCCGAUCGAUUUCUCCCUUUUUGCCUUCUAAUUUUUGUGGCAGUCCCCGAGAUGAGUUGCGCUCCGGGGCUAACAGAUCUUCCCAAAAGGAUUUCGGUGGCUUUUCUGUAAGUUCUUUGGCGCGACCAGGGGGAGAAAAAAGAAAGAUCUGUCAAGUUUUCUUCUUGGCUGACCGGGAAGGAUCAUCGCUCCUAAAAGAGGAGGGGGGCUGACUUCGCCUUGUCCUACGUGGGGAAGGAAAGAAGAAGAAGAAGAGAGAGAGAGAAAAAACACAACUCCCGAUCUGGAGCUAAGCGAGCGGAUUCCCUCACCGCCCACCCCACCUUCAUGUGAGCCGUGACAUAGCCGCGAUCUCCGGGUUGGGAAAGAGCAGCGGAGCGCCGGGAGGAGUCCGGCCGGUCGGGAUGGGGGAUACGGCGCCCCCUCAAGCCCUGGGUCUCCUCGGAGGAGGAGGAGGAGGCGGCUCGAUGGCGGCGGCGGCGGCGGCCCCGCGGGUUCACAGCGCGAUCGUGGAGAGGCUCCGGGCGCGCAUCGCCGUUUGCCGCCAGCACCACUUGACCUGCGAGGGUCGCUACGAGCGGGGCCGGGCCGAGAGCUCGGAUCGGGAGCGAGAGAACACCUUGCAGCUUCUCAACCUCGUGCAGCACGGCCAGGCGGCUCGCAAGGGAAGCAAGCACGGCAAAGCGGCGGCCGGAGGCAACGGCUCGGCCGCGCCUUCUGCUAACGCCGCAGCGCCCCCGGCGACCGACUAUUAUCCCCCGCAGCUGAUCAGCAACGGGAGCGCUGGUGGCAGGAGUGGGAUCAACGGGGAGCAGGCGAGUGCAGCCGCCGGAGGCGAGCCCAGGAAUCCGGCCCUGAUUGCGCUCCAGGGUUCCUUGAAGAGAAAACUGGUGGUAAAUCUGACACCAGGCAAUAACAAGAGAUCGAAUGGCAUUGCUGACAACACUUUCCUGGAUAUUAAGAGAAUCCGAGGUGGUGAUAAUAACCUUUCCAUGGGACGUGGCCAGUGUGGUAACAGUUGCCCAAACCAGUCAGUGUUGGGAUCGUUCUCAGUUGGUCAAGGUGCUCCAAGGAAAAUGGACAACUCAACCAGCAACAGUCAUGCUGGGGCAAACGGGAUGUUUAACAUGACUCUAAAAGAGGUCAAGAAGGAACCCGGGGAGACAAUCUCUUGUAGUAAACAUCUGGAUGGUCAGACAUCCCACAACAGUGCUUAUCCUAACAGAUAUGGGGAAGAAACAGGGGAACAGCUGAUGGACCCAGAACUUCAGGAGCUAUUCAAUGAACUGAGUAAUAUUUCUGUGCCCCCCAUGAGUGACCUUGAAUUAGAAAACAUGAUAAAUGCCACCAUCAAGCAAGACGAACCGUUCAACAUCGACAUUGGUCAGCAGAUCCAGAGAGGGGCCCCUGCCCAAUCAUCUUCCCUGCAGAUGGACAAAAUGGUGAUCAAACAAGAGUAUUCACCGGGGUUGAGCCAAGUUUCGGUGGGAUCCCCUCAAAUGAGGCCUCCUUCGACAGACUCGUCUUUCACCAUGCCUGGUGCUGCUAUGUCCACCUCAUCUCCCAUUCCUUCAGUACCUCAGACUCAGACGCCUCCUUCUCAAGGGACAUCAGUCCCCACCCGGCCACUGGGCAAUUGGCAAGAGGUUUCUCAUGCCCAACAAUUAAAGCAAAUAGCAGCAAACAGGCAACAGCACGCUCUGAUUCAGCAGUGCCAACAAAAUCAAUCAGCCACUUCCUGGCCUGGUUUGUCAUCUACAGAACCAUCUUCUGGAUCCUUUGUGCAGGAGAAGAUGUCUAGCCCAUCCUUCCACCAGCAGCAACAGUUCAGCCCGCAAAGUUCUGCAAUGUCUGGAAUGCCAGUCAAUGGGACUCAAUCCAAAGGCAUGAACAGUUACUCCUACCGGCCAAACUCUAUGCCCCAAGGAAGUUCUGUCAACAUGGUAAUGCCCCGAAAGCCUCAAGACAUCCCCAGAAAUUAUGUCAGCAACAAUCAGGUGUCACUGGAGGAAUCUCAGAACAGUAUCAAGCCUUUGUUUCAUUUCAACUCGGAACAAGCCAGCAAGCAGAUCUCUUCUGGUUUGGGAGCCCCCAAUAAACCUUCCCUUCUCCACUAUGCACAGCAGUCCCCGCAACAGUUGUCUAGCUCAGCGGUUCAACCACAAACUUCGCAGCAGCAGCAGCAGCAGCAGCAGCAGCCAUAUUCGGCCCAACCUCAGCACCUCCAAAGGCCCCCCAACGUACCCUUAGCUUUGCAGCAAAAGAUCAUGCUCCAGAAAAUGCUACAAAAUCAACCGGGUUCAGCACUGCAGUUCCUGGGCCCACAGAAUCAGAUGAAUCAACAUACCGUCUUGAGUCAAAGUGGAGGCGCGAACCCAGCAUCUGCCUCGUGCACAAAUGCAAACACUGGAACCAACUACAUCAACUCAUCGCCACAAGCAUUGCUGAAUCAGCAGCUGAAACAACAGUUCCUCCUUCAGCAGCAGCAACAGCAGCAGCAGCAGCAGCAGCAGCAGCAGCAGCAGCAGCAGCAGCACCAAAUGCUAACCGAAGCAGAGAAAGCAACCCCUCAAGAUCAACUGAAUAGACAUCUUACAAGACCACCACCAGAUUAUAAGGACCAAAGAAGGGGACAAGUCAACGUGCAGCAAACACACCAGUAUUCUGGUGGAUCGCCGUCCGUGAGCAUCAACUCCAACCUAUGUUUCUCCAAUCCCAUUUCCACUCCUAACAUUUUGCCACAACAAUCAAAUCUCUUGUCCACGACUCACGGCGCCAGAAUGCCUUCUCUUCCAGCAGGCCACCACGUCAGCUGCUAUGGGAACAUUCCCUGCAGUCAAUCCAAUGCGUAUAACGUGGCACCGUCCGGAGUGAGCCAGGUUGCACAGCAUAGAAAUCUAAACCCAAUCGUAACCGCUCAAAACAACUCCACAGUGUCUCGGCCAGCACCAGCCGGGCAAGGCAAUAACAUGCCGACCUUUGACAACGGCUUAGGAGUUAACUCCCAGCAAGGGAAGCUCAGCUUGAACCAGGGGACUUCAGCACAAAGGCCUUCAAACGUGAUGGUCAGUUCAAACGCUGCCACUCAGAGCUGGGUUUCUUCAGAAGCAGGCUCGAAGCAACAGGAAACACAGAGGGCUUCAGGAUCCUCGUUCUCAUCUGGAAGCUCCUAUACAAAUCAGCCACUACAGCGCACAAGUGCCCUUCAGCAGUUCCCUCAGAGGGCCAUGGUGCCUCCUAAUCAACUGAGCGUCCUCCAGAUGAGAAACCCUACGAGCCAAAUGAACCAAAGCCUAAAUGGGCCAGUGAGUGGGCCACCCAAACCCCAGAGCGCAAUGCCUACUCAGUUGCAGGCAGAGGUUGUGGCCCACUUAAAUCCACCCAGGUUGGGGAUGACACAACCCCACCCCUUGUCAUCAAAUCAGUUCUCAUCGAGCGCUACCCAAAUGUCCACCAGGGCUUUUCAAGGAACAGAUCCCUCCAAUGAUCUGGCAUUUGAUUUUCUGAACCAGCAAGGGGAUAACAUUGGGCCCGCACUCAAUAGCGACCCAGACUUCAUUGAUUCUUUGUUGAAAACAGAACCUAGUAAUGAUGAUUGGAUGAAAGACAUCAACCUUGAUGAGAUAUUAGGAGGCCAUUCCUGAGGCAGCUAACAGUGAUGAACUCCUGGUGUUUUGUUUUUUUAAGAGUGAAAAGUCAGGAUGUCGGUCUUCAGUUUGUAGAAGACAAAAGUUAGGGGGAGGGGAAAGCAAAACAGUGGGUUGCUGGAUCCAACCUUAAAAAUAUAUCAAUGCAACCAUGCUUAAACAUCACUUGUCCCAUUAUCAAGUAUGCUAAAGAUGGUGAAGUCCGGAUCUGUAGGGGAUAAAGUUCUGAAUGAUGAAGGAACUCAGAGAAAUGGCUGUUCAUCAUCUAAACAAAUCCUAAAUAUGUAAGCUAAUAUUUGCAUCUAUUACACAAAGGAGAGACCCAGGAAUAUGCACUGCAUCAAAAAUGUACUGCUCACAUCCACUAACGAUUCUCAUGUGUAGCCGUGUGUAUGUGUGUACGAAUAGAAAUCUGGCUGGGAAAAAUAAGCAGAAAACGAAAAAGACAACACCCAACAAAGCUUAGCAAAAAGUCUUCCCUAACAUUGAAGAUUGUAAUAGGUUUUAUUAGAAUCUCUAUCACUUUCGUUCAGUGACAAUGAAACAUUGCAUUGUGAGAAUUGUCAUUCAGAACCAUCUGGAGAGCAUCAGAUUUAUGAGAGACUCUGUGUGCCAUGAACGAUAAGUUUAUUGAUAGAACCCAUAUAUAUGCAUAUCAAACAUCCCAGGUUUCAUAACUAUUUAGUGUGGGAUGAAAAAGAGCGAUCCCACAAUUCAGAAGGUCCAUGGCACACAUGGCAACUUCCUAAAUCUCUAGAGUUCCUAAUACUACUUAAAACAGCAAUUUUCUGCCCACUUUCCUGGAAAUAAAUCUACAUAAUUAGGUGGGAUAAUUCAGAUAGUUUGCCCCGUAAGUGGCUUCUUACCCACUUUCUUCCUAAUACCCCUUCUUCAGGAGUGAAAUGCUCCCGGUUCGGAUCGGAUCGCCUGAUCCAGUAGCGAUGGUGGUGGGUGGUUCAGAGAACCGUUAGCAAAAAUCCCUGCCCCUCCCUCAUGCCCAGCUGAGCCAUGCAAUCGUCAGAGCUUUUUUAAAAUUAUUUUUAAAAGCAUGUUUUCUUCGGCCAAAAAAAUGCUUUUAAAAGUUAAAAAAAAGCCUCUGAUGAUCACGUGGCUCAGUUGGGAUCAUCAGAGGCUUUUAAAAGCAUUUUUAAUAACCUCUUCGGCCGAAGAGGUUGUAAAAAAAUGCUUUUAAAAGGCUCCUCUGAUGAUCCCAGCUGAGUUGCCUGAUCGUCAGAGGCUUUUUUUUUUCUUUUAAAGGCAAAAAAAAUGCUUUUAAAAGAAACGAAAAGCCUCUAACGAUCAGGCAACUCUGCUGGGAUCGUCAGAGAAGCCUUUUAAAAGCAUUUUUUCUACAACCUCUUCGGUCGAAGAGAUUGUAAAAAAAAAUGCUUUUAAGAGUAAAAAAAAAAGUUGGCCACACCCACCCAGUAACAUUACCCCACCACCACCAAGCCACAUCCACAGAACCGGUAGUAACAAAUUUUACAUUCCACCACUUCCCUCCUUAUGGGCGAAUCUGCAGAGUAUGGAGUAUACCAAGAGAAUGAUAAACUUUCUAAUUCAAGAUUUGUCUUGAAGUUUCAAAUAGAAAUAACCAGCUUGGCCAGCCUGUUACAGUUUCAUAAGCUUCCUUCUCCUCUCUAUGGCUUUCACAUCUCCUAGUGGGUUUUUUUUUCCCCUUCCCUUCUCUAUAUCCCUUUAAUUAGAUAUUGGAGACAGGAUUGAAUUUUGGAUGCUAAUGGAGUCCUCUUUGUCCCAGAAUGCAGAUUAUUAUGAAGAUGAUUCAGUUCUAUCUUACACGUCAGUAACAUAUUAUGAAUAAGAAUGAGGACCCGUGAGGCAGGGAUCCCUGCAAGCAUCACACAUAUAGGCUCAAAGGAUAUCUAAUGGUAGUUCCGUCAACCAUGAUGGUUUAAUUAUUGUUCCUGUUCGUUCAUAAACACAAUAUUAAGUGAGGUCUGAGUUCUUCCCUUGGAUUUUCACGACGGUGGCAAGCAGGGAUAAUACAUUCUAGAAUGGAAGGCGGUGCUUUACUUGUCAUUGACAAUGAGCUGUAGUGGCGCAGUGGUUAGAGUGCAGUACUGCAGGCUACUUCUGCUGACUGCCGGCUGCCUGAAAUUUGGCAGUUCGAAUCUCACCAGGCUCAAGGUUGACUCAGCCUUCCAUCCUUCCGAGGUGGGUAAAAUGAGGACCCAGAUUGUUUGGGGGGCAAUAGGCUGACUCUUUAAACCGCUAAGAGAGGGCUGUAAAGCACUGUGAAGUGGUAUAUAAGUCUAAAUGCUGUUGCUAUCUUGGAUUCUCUACGUUGCCCUGUACAUAAUUCACUCAGGACACUGUCGGGAAUCUACAGGCGUCCCGAUCUUGUACUCUCCAGGUGGAUUGAGUCUUCUACAACACUUUCUAGCCAACAUAUUUGCAACGGACAAUUUUGCAAAUUGACAUCUAAUACAUCUGAAGCAUACCACUGUGGGAAAACUGAAGUAAUGAGCAGCUUGCAGUUCGGAUGAGGUUGGUCACCUAAGGAUUUCAGAUGCUGUUCCUGGCCGUUGGAUCUAUACAAUCUUACAAUUCCCGAUUACCUGCAGUUCCAUAAACCAAAGUUGUAAAAGAGACAUAUCGUUGUGCAACCUCUGUUUAUUUUAAAAUUCCAGGCCUUUGAACACUUAGCCCUAGGUUGCCCCUUUGUGACCCAACGCUGAAAAAAAGCUGGGAAUAUUUUGAUUUUAAAACAAGAGAAAAAAAAAUCCCGCGUCUUGUUAUCACCAUGUAUCUUCGUUUUACCAUUACAGCUAAAUGCACUACUCUUUAUCUUUUGCAUUAUUGGAUCAGGAGUUCUUUUCAAUAUUGGUCUGUAAAUAUAGAGAAAAGUUUUUGUAAACUUUUGUACAAAAAUGUAAUAUUUUGGUAGGAAUACUAAAAUCAUAUUCUUUGGGUUAUAUUUAUACACGUGGAAUAAAAAUGUACUGUCCAAACUUUGUAUUUUAUACUGCAAAGGAGAUAAAAAGAAAUUCCUUUCGUAUUUGAAUAUACAAUGUAUGGGGCAAGGGGAAUUGUAUGAUAACGAUUAAAUUUUUCCAUCCUGAGAUUUAUGCAGCAGCUUAUAUAAGAGGAGACCGGAAGAGAAGUUUGAAUAAAAUUAUUGCGGAUCCUAAAUUGAUGG
Ahaetulla prasina is the source of this 7198-nucleotide messenger RNA. It is a transcript of the gene MAML2, whose product is annotated as mastermind like transcriptional coactivator 2. The record is from RefSeq and is a predicted model, not a curated record. Gene Ontology annotation, cellular component: nuclear speck; nucleoplasm. Bases 796 to 4035 code for a protein of 1079 amino acids. The transcript is spliced from 5 exons. Gene Ontology annotation, molecular function: transcription coactivator activity. NCBI's taxonomy places the organism in Eukaryota, Metazoa, Chordata, Lepidosauria, Squamata, Colubridae. Gene Ontology annotation, biological process: positive regulation of transcription of Notch receptor target; Notch signaling pathway.